CGCUCUGCAUCCAGGUGCAGAAAUCUGAACGAUGUUUUUGAGGCUUUGAAUUUCUUUAUUAGUAGUGGAACAAGACCCAAGACUGCAGAUGUCAGGCUUUGGAUUAAAGCAUCUAAAUGUAGUAUUGUUCAGAUUUCGAGUGAAGGUUUAAAGUAGGAAUCUAGUUGAAUUUGAAUGGAAAUCGAUAUGAGUGUGGCAUGAUUCGACUCAACCAGUCGCUCCGUAUUCUCAAAGACCGACUUGUGCAGUUUUUGCUCAACCAGACGGUUCUGCACUGAGAACGAGCGAGACGAGCGCGCUUGUUGAUGUGGAUCUUUUGUGAAUGAGCUCAAGUUGAAGAUGCUUUGCGUCGUAUUUUUACCCAUCACCUUCCUAGUGGCUGGAGGCUCGAAGCUCUGCCCUCAUCAGUGUUCAUGUGACAGAGCAUCUGAACUGGUGGACUGUCGAUCCCGAGGGUUCACUCACGUUCCCCACAGUAUUCCACAUGGCACGUGGCUCCUGGACCUCAGCGGGAAUGAGCUGUCGGAGUUGAGGAGUACCUCUUUCACUGGGGUAUGGGUCCUCCGGGUCCUUCUGCUUUCACAAAGCAACGUGCAGGUGGUUCAUUCUCAGGCUCUUUCCUCUCUGACCUUCCUGGAAAAGCUGGACCUGGCUUACAAUGAGCUCCGUGUCCUUCCUUCAGAUUUCUCUCAAGGAUUGACCUCACUAAAAAAUCUGAAGCUGUGCCACAACGCUCUGGAGCGUCUUGAGACGCGCUCCUUGGAGGAUCUAGAAAGCCUGGAGAGGUUAGAUCUCAGUCACAACCUCAUUCAGGUCAUUGAAGUCGGGUUAUUUCGUGGACUCACCAUGCUAAGGCACCUUAACCUGGCAUGGAAUCAACUGACGGUUCUCCAAGGAGGACUGCUGACCAUGCAACAAGAUCUCGGGGUUCUUCUUUUGGGCCACAAUAAUAUCUCCAAGAUCGAAGUGGAAGCUCUGGCUCCCCUACGAACCCUCACCGUACUGAACUUAGAAGCCAACCAGUUGAGAAGCCUGAAGUUCAGGACGAUCUUAAACCUUAAGACGCGCAGCACGCAUCUGCAGAUGUCGGAGAACCCUUGGACGUGUGACUGCGAUCUGCAUCGUGUUUUCAGUAAGAUACUCCGCGUCAGGCGUCUCCACGUGGAUGAUUACGGGAAUAUCACAUGCCACUCUCCGCUCUUACUGGCUGGAGCUUCUCUGGGUUUGAUCCACAGUCGGCUGUGUGUCGCAGAAACGGCCACCGUCCUGGUCAUUACUGGGACUCUGAUGGUCACUGUCGUGGCGGCCAUGGUUAUGGCAGAACGGAAGAGAAAGAAGCAAAAGAUGAACCUGGAAAGGCAAGGAAACGAACCAAUGCCUUGGGUGUCUUACAAAUGAAGAAGGGAUGAAAAGCUUCUUGUGUAUUUUACAAUAUCGGACCAGGUCUUUGUUUUUGUGCACGUUGCACAUAUCCAUACUCGCUUCAACGUGAAAUCAUAAUUGACUCUUAGACACUCUUAGAAGGAAAGGUUCUAUAUAGAACCUGAAAAGGUUCUAUCAGUGCUACGUAUUUGGAACCCCUAAAAGGUUCUAUGCAGAACCCUUAAUAAGA
Molecule: messenger RNA, 1612 nt
Organism: Pimephales promelas (fathead minnow)
Lineage: Eukaryota; Metazoa; Chordata; Actinopteri; Cypriniformes; Leuciscidae
Source: RefSeq, a predicted model, not a curated record